CAACAUUGCAGACAGACCAUUGCCAUAGAGACCUACGCUUGUCGUCGUUCGUCGUUGGUCGAUGGAUGUGUUGCUGCGCGUUUUGCCGUGGUGGCCGCUUCGUCAUGUAACAGCAGCAGCACAGACAAGUUACAGCUCGAUUGAGAAAAAGCAAAAGAUUUGUGAUUCGCAGUGAGAAGUCAAGACUAAAGGCAAAUUUGCACCACCUGUUGGAUGCUGUUUCCGGACUAAUUUUAAUGAAGGUCGUUCAGUGAGUUUGACAAAUGCUGCACUGAAUUUCUGCCCCACAAAUGCAUUCCUCAAUAAGGCUUCGCAUGAUAUCAGCUACCCUUGUUUUGCCAGCCGAACAAUAAACCAUCGCAGAUAACAAACCCGAGAGGUUUCCCCUAGGAUGGCCGCCGCAGAUAUUGUCCACGUAUCUUCCUCCACAUUCGGUUCCGGACUGCAGCCACCGGUUCUGGUGCCGGUAACGACCGAAGGGAAAGAAUUGAAUGGAAUCGUGUUCGAAUCGUUCAGCCAUACCGGAAUAUUGCUGAAAGGGCUGAACGAACUGCGGCUGAAGGCGGUGCUGGUGGAUGUGACGCUGCGAACCGAUGGGAAACUUUUCCAGGCCCAUCGCGCUGUCCUAUCGGCAUGCAGCGAAUACUUCCGCGCCAUGUUCUCCGAUCACACACGAGAAUCUCGCCUGAGCGAGAUCAAUCUGCAGAACAUAACUCCGUUGGGUAUGGAACUGCUGCUGGACUACAUAUACACUGCCAAAUUGCCAUUGAACCUCGCGAACAUCCAGGAGGUGCUUGCUGCGGCCAGUUACAUCCAACUGGAGGCCGUUGUCGAGGCCUGCCUGAACUAUCUGGAUCAGCAGCUCGAUCUCGAUAACUACAUAGACGUACUCAUCAUAUCCGAAAUGUACUCGCUGAAACGGCUGAACCACAAAGUGUACCGCUUUAUCUGCCAUCAUUUGAACGUGAUUUCAAAAUCACAGGAAUUCUUUAGGUUAAGUGAAAGACAAAUUGAGCUGAUUCUGGCCGGGGACUACCCAGUUACCUGUACGGAAAUCGAAGUUCUAGGGAUUUUGUUACGCUGGAUACAAGUGAACUGUGACACACCGCCGGCUUUAGGGGAAGCAGAGAGUUUUACCGUGGCUAAUUACAAACAGCUCAUACGUAGCAGCAUUCGCUUUACUGAUAUCUCCUUGCAGGAACUGUACAACUUGCUUUGUUCAGAGGAGUUUCAGUUUCGAUGGAUCGACAGAUACGAACUUUACGAUUUUAUCAUGAAAAUUGGCGACCUACAGUGUAUCAAGUAUAAAAUAUCACCGCUGAACAAAAUCCAGAACUAUCGCGGGCUGGAGCUGGCCAUAAUCAAAAUCGGUGGCUUUGAUCUGUCUGGAAUCACCAAUGAAAUUACCUACAGUUUUCCCGGAGACAGUAGCGGUCAGGGACAGUCCACGUUGGGAAAGAUUAAAUUGAGUAGAAAUCAAUCCCUUGGAGAGCAUAGCGGUACAUCCGCAAGCUCGAAUGAUCGUGCCCAAUGUGAUGAGCGGAAACGCAAAAAUUUUAAACUAAAUGGAAAAUGGCGAUAUCUCACGACUAUCCCUCACAUCAAACAAAGUAAUUUUGGGGUAGUUGUUCUUAACAAUCAUCUGUAUGUCAUCGGUGGGUGUUAUGAUAUUUCGCUUGAAGAAUAUAUUCACCCAUUUGGAUUUCGAUACUGUCCUAUCAAGAACAAAUGGGAAACGAUUGCUCCGCUUCAGCAGGACCGUUGUCGGUUUUCUCUUAACGUUGUUGGGCAUAGCCUGAUUGCGGUUGGCGGUAACAGCGAAAUGGAUGACGAUGGAGACCGAUCGGUAUCAACCUGCGAGCAGUACGAUCCGGUGGCUGAUAAAUGGAACUACAUUGAAUCGUUGCCCGAAUAUCGAACCCAGCACGCGGGGGCUGCCUUUGGGGCGACGCUGUAUAUCACCGGUGGCCUUGACUUGUAUGGCGGUGUGUUAAGCUCACUUUGGAGCUAUUACAGCUUCAACGAAAAAUGGGAAAAAUUACCAAACAUGCUCAGCCCAAGAGCUGAUCAUACAAUGUUCACUAUCAAUCGAAAGCUCUACAUCUGCGGGGGUUGGUAUGAAGUCAACGGCCAACGCGUGUUAGCAGAUACCAUCGAUUCUUACGACUUGCUAAGCAAAACACCUUCUUGGCAUCAAGUCACCAAAAUACCUACGCCCAAGUAUCACGCCGGGAUCGUAGCAGUGCAGGACCGAAUCUAUAUCAUUGGAGGGUUCUGUUCAGACGAUAUUUUUCGCCAUACCGCAGCCAGUGUUGAAUGCUACGAUGUUUCUGAGGACCGAUGGCAUAGUUUGAAAAAAUAUCCCAAAAACAUUUGGGAGCACACUUGCGCGAAUUUGUACAUUCCAAAGUAUCGAGACGAUAUGGAAGUAAUUGAUGACAACGAGGAUGAUGAUGACGAAGACAAUGACGAAGAAGCAGAGGAUAGUGAUGCUGCUAGUAGUACUGCCAUUUAAAACUGAUUAAUUGUAUCGCUCUCUAGCCGCUGCGACGGCCAUUCGAUCUAAGUUGUAUUUAUUUAUUAUUAAAUAUUAAAUUGUUA
Uranotaenia lowii is the source of this 2601-nucleotide messenger RNA. RefSeq names its product kelch-like protein 25. The transcript has 4 exons. Bases 392 to 2515 code for a protein of 707 amino acids. NCBI's taxonomy places the organism in Eukaryota, Metazoa, Arthropoda, Insecta, Diptera, Culicidae. The record is from RefSeq and is a predicted model, not a curated record. Gene Ontology annotation, molecular function: protein binding.